GGUUUUCUUGGCUAUAACCUUGGCAGAAGCAGAUCGCGAGGCGUGUCUUCUGCAGUGCCACUGGGUGAGUUCAGUCUGCCAACCACUAGGUUAGUAGUUGAGCACAAACUGUUUGUGCCAUCCAGGGACCCAAGCUCACCAGACCCUCUGAGAAAAAGAAACCUUACCUGAGCUUUGUGUUUGUAGGGUAAUCUUGUAUUUUUCUCUAAGUCAGAGUUUGUCAGCUUUGGAACGGUUGACAAGGAAUGACAGAACAUCACUCCUUGCUGUGGGGGCCAACCAGCGCACUGAUACGGAGCAGUGUUCCUGCCCACCACCCACUUGACGCCGGUAGACCAAACCAAACCUGUUGCCAACAAGUUGAUUCUGACUUAUGGCGACCCCAUGUGAGUCAGAGUAGCACUACUCCACAGAAUGUUCUUGGCUGUAAUCUUUACGGAAGGAGAUCUCUGAUACUUACUUUGUUUGAGCUGCUAUGGGUUCAAACCACUAACCUGUAGGUUAACAGCCAAGUGCUUAACCAUUGUACCACCAGGGUUCCUUUGGAAAUGAUAUUGCAUCGCCCAACACUGACACAGGGCUUUAGAUGUGAUGAACUGUUCUCACGUACAUCACUGCACACGAGCUUGACCCUGCCCUGUUUUGCCGAUUAAUCCCAACAAGCUUUUAGCAACUGGAGGCCUCGGCUCCACUCUUGGAUCUGGGAGCUCCAUUUGCAGGUGUGAAAUGAAGGCUCUUUGGAGGUGACACCUGUGUGUUUUUGGGUUUCUUUUGAACAUGGAGAUGAACCCUGGGCUUUACGGGGCAACAUGCUGACGGCAGGGCCUGCCUUAAGAAGAAAAAAACAGAGUCUACCCACCAGGCCCUGAGGAGGGAGGCUGACCAUUGCCACAGCGCCUGCCUCUCACUGUUCUUUUUCCGAACCCUUUCUCCUCAGUUUACAAGGCACUUGGCAAGCCCCUCCAUUGAAAGAAACACCUAUGCAGUGCUUCCUGCAGCUGAUUUUUACCUUCCCAGCUCAAAUCCUCUGGAGUCCCUGGGUGGAGCAAACAGAGAACUCACACAACCAUAGCGACUAUGCGGACGACUUCAAGCAGCAGGCGCUCUCUAAGGAGGACAAGCCCCAGGUACCCCUGGAGUCAGAUUCUGUGGAGUUCAACAAUGCCAUCAGCUAUGUGAACAAGAUCAAGACUCGCUUCCUGGACCACCCGGAGAUCUACCGGUCGUUCCUGGAGAUACUGCACACUUACCAGAAAGUUGGAGGUUCUUGUCCACCCAGAAGUACCUUGGAAGAAAGGCCUGACAAUCUACUUCCGAAAAAUCAGCCAUUGAAAACCCUAUGGAGGACAGUUGCGCUCUGCACGCAUGGGAUCGCUAAGGAGCAGCUGAGCACAAAGGGCCGGCCGUUCCGCGGCAUGUCCGAGGAGGAGGUCUUCACAGAAGUGGCCAACCUCUUCCGGGGCCAGGAAGACCUGCUCUCCGAGUUUGGCCAGUUCCUGCCCGAGGCAAAGCGGUCCCUGUUCACAGGAAACGGGCCAUGCGGGAUGAACAGUGCCCCAAAGGGUGAGCCCGAGAAGAUUCCAGAACACAGCAAGAAGCGCACCCGGCCCUCUCUGCUCCGUCCUGUGUCUGGGCCGGCCAAGAAGAAGAUGAAGCUCCGCGGGACCAAGGACCUGUCCAUCGCCGCCGUGGGCAAGUACGGGACCCUACAGGAGUUCUCCUUCUUUGACAAGGUGCGCCGGGUGCUGAAGAGCCAGGAGGUCUAUGAGAACUUCCUCCGCUGCAUCGCGCUCUUCAACCAGGAGCUUGUGUCUGGCUCUGAGCUCCUGCAGCUGGUCAGCCCGUUCCUGGGCUUUGGCCUGGUGUGCUCACCCCAUGGGCAGCUGAGUGUGGUGGCCAGAGGACUGCCACCAGCUGACAUCGUGCUGGAACAGGGCACGUUGGCUCAAGUGCCUCGCAGACGUCCUCUACUCAAGUUGUUGUGGCUUUCGUCCCUUUUGUGUACAGAGAAGUUUCCAGAACUCUUUGCCCAAUUCAAGUCCUUCCUGGGAGUGAAGGAGUUGUCCUUUGCCCCGCCCCUGAGCGACCGGUCUGGGGAUGGGAUCAGCCGAGAGAUUGACUAUGCAUCCUGCAAGCGCAUUGGGUCCAGUUACCGGGCACUGCCCAAGACCUACCAGCAGCCCAAGUGCAGCGGGAGGACAGCCAUAUGCAAGGAGGUGCUGAACGACACCUGGGUCUCCUUCCCCUCCUGGUCCGAGGACUCGACCUUCGUCAGCUCCAAGAAGACGCCCUAUGAGGAACAGCUGCACCGCUGCGAGGACGAGCGCUUCGAGCUGGACGUCGUCCUGGAGACCAACCUGGCCACGAUCCGCGUGCUGGAGAGUGUGCAGAAGAAGCUGUCGCGCAUGGCCCCUGAGGACCAGGACAAGUUCCGUCUGGACGACUGCCUGGGUGGAGCCUCCGAAGUCAUCCAGCGGCGUGCCAUCUACCGCAUCUAUGGUGACAAGGCCCCCGAGAUCAUUGAGAGCCUCAAGAAGAACCCCGCCACCGCCGUGCCUGUCGUCCUCAAGAGGCUGAAAGCUAAGGAGGAAGAGUGGCGGGAGGCACAGCGUGGCUUCAACAAGGUGUGGCGGGAGCAGUACGAGAAGGCCUACCUCAAGUCGCUUGACCACCAGGCCGUGAACUUCAAGCAGAACGACACCAAAGCCCUGCGCUCCAAGAGUCUGCUCAACGAGAUCGAGAGCGUCUACGACGAGCACCAGGAGCAGCACUCAGAGGGCCGUAGCGCCCCCGCCAGUGAGCCCCACCUCAUCUUCGUCUACGAGGACCGGCAGAUCCUGGAGGACGCGGCAGCCCUGGUCAGCUACUAUGUGGCGCGACAGCCAGCCAUCCAGAAGGAGGACCAGGCCACCAUCCAGCAGCUGCUGCACCAGUUCGUGCCCAGCCUCUUCUUCUCGCAGCCGCUGGACCCUGGCGCCUCUGAGGAGUCUGCUGAUGAGGACCGCGAGGGUGCCCGGGGCCCAGGCACAGAGCCCAGUGAGCAUAAGCGGCCGGGGGUUCCCAGCGGCCCCCCAGAGCAGAAGGGGCCCCCUGGGGACGGUCUGGCGGCUGGGCCACAGCCCACACCCCUGGACGAUGUCUACAGUCUCUUCUUUGCCAACAACAACUGGUACUUCUUCCUGCGCCUGCAUCAAACGCUGUGUGCGCGGCUGCUCAAGCUCUACCGCCAGGCGCAGAAGCAGCUGCUAGAGUACCGGGCUGAGAAGGAGCGUGAGCAGCUGCUGUGCGAGGGCCGGCGUGAGCGGGGCGGCGACCCCGCCAUGGAGCUGCGGCUGAAGCAGCCCAGUGAGGUGGAGCUGGAGGAGUACUACCCAGCCUUCCUGGACAUGGUCCGCAGCCUGCUGGAGGGGAACAUUGACCCCACACAGUAUGAGGACACCUUGCGUGAGAUGUUCACCAUCCAUGCCUACAUUGGUUUCACCAUGGACAAACUGGUACAGAACAUUGCGCGGCAGCUGCACCACCUGGUGAGUGAUGACGUGUGUCUGAAGGUGGUGGAGCUCUACCUGAAUGAGAAGAAGCGAGGGGCUGCUGGUGGGAACCUGUCCUCACGAUGUGUUCGUGCCGCUCGAGAGACCAGCUACCAGUGGAGGGCGGAACGGUGCAUGGCUGAUGAGAACUGCUUCAAGGUGAUGUUCCUCCAGCGCAAAGGGCAGGUGAUCAUGACCAUCGAGCUCCUGGACACCGAGGAGGCCCAGACGGACGACCCCGUGGAGGUGCAGCACCUGUCAAGCUACGUGGAGCAGUAUGUGGGCACGGAGGGCACUGCCAGCUCACCGAGCGAGGGCUUCCUGCUGAAGCCAGUGUUCCUGCAGAGGAACCUCAGGAAGUUCCGACGGUGGCAGUGUGCACAGGUGCGGGCGCUGCGUGGCGAGGCCAAGGGCACGUGGAAGCGGCUGGUGGGUGUGGAGAGUGCCUGCAGCGUGGACUGCCGCUUCCGGCUCAGCACCCACAAGAUGAUGUUCAUCGUCAACUCAGAGGACUACAUGUACCGCCGUGGCGCCCUCGGCCGUGCCAAGCAGGUGCAGCCCCUGGUGCUGCUGCGACACCACCAGCACUUUGAGGCAUGGCACGGGCGCUGGCUGGAGGACCACGUGCCAGUGGAGGCGGCCAGCCUGGUGCAGGACUGGCUGAUGGGUGAGGAGGAUGAGGACCUGGUGCCGUGCAAGACGCUGUGUGAGACAGUGCGCGUGCAUGGGCUCCCCGUGACUCGCUACCGCGUGCAGUACAGCCGGCGCCCUGCCUCUCCCUGAUGUCCCCCUGGGACACACCACCCAGGUGUCUCCACAGUGACGUGCCCUGACCUGGGGCCCAGCCUAUGCCAAACCGACCUGCCUGCUCCCAAGCACCCGGAGGGGCCCCAUCCCGGGAAUGCUGGGGUGACUGCCUUGCGAGGAUGAGAUCCCAGAGUGGCUGCAGGGCUGGGCAGGGCACCAUGCGGGGUCUUCAGACUCUGCGAGCAGCCAGAGUCCCCAGUCACAAGCCAAGAUGUAGGGGAGGGUGGCAGCACAGACUCCCAGCAGCUGGCCUGCUGUGCCCAGCAGCCCAAACUUCCAGAAGAUCCAUCCUCCAUGGGAGAGAAGCCAGACCAGGGGUUCUGCCAUCAUCCCUGCUCCAUGGUGUACUUAAAGUGGAUCUUCUAGAAGGACUCUUACGAGCACACACAUAUUUAUUCUUUCAUGCUUUCCUGGCGGUGUGGCUUCUGUGGCAGCCCAGCCCUCCAGCGUCUUGUUAGUGAAAGCUCUUGGCAACUCUGUUUGCCCAUCCUGCCGCCCCCUCCUGCAGGCCUUGUCCUCUGAGGAGGGGGUGCCCAGCUGCUCCUAUGGGCUCAUUGUUCUCCCCCAUGAGGGUGUGGGCCUGAAAGGCUCCAGCCACGCUUGUGCAGACGUCCAAGUCUCGGUGCCAAGAACCCCACGCGAUGGAGUUGGCACCAGCUCCUUGUGAACGUCUUGCACCAUCGUGCUGGAGUUCGCUUCCCCAGCACUCAACCUCCCACAGCAGAGCUGUGCCAAAUUUGUGGUUUCGCAAAGCGGAGACAUGUUUCUAGAAGUUUCCUGUGGAACUUGUGAUGCCUUUGACUCGAGGCCCAGGCGGUUCCAAGGCCAGUGUGUUCCUGCCCGGGAUCUCGUUGGCCCUGUUUUUCCGAGUGUGGUCAGGCACUUUGUUAGCACCCUGGUUUUAUAAGAAGGGAGUUUAUCACCAGAAUUCUGAACCAGCCCCUCCCCUGGCUGUGCCCUUGCUGGGCCUCCUCUUCGGUCUGUCCAUCUGUCUCUGACGGAGCUGAGGGGACAGGGCAGGCGGGCAUGGGGCACCCCACCCUGCAUGCUUCCAGGGGCAUCUGCUCCUCCUGGACACUUUCCGUCCUGGGGCUUAUACUUUCUUUGCAGCUGUUUUGAAUGUACAUUUCCUUUUCUAUUUAUUUGCACAUUAAAGUUAAAAAUUAAAUAUUGAUGUAAAGCCAAAAGGCUCUGCCAGUUAUUUUCUGUAAGCAAGUCCAGUGAGCCUGCACGCACCACAGCCCCCAAGGCCUGUCAGGGGGGCCCAUACACCUGGGCCCAUACAGCCCUCACUGCUCUGGGGUGGGGUCCCAUUUUCCAAGGCCCCAGAGAAUGGAAGUGGCCCUUUGGAUGGCAGAGCCCAGCUACCCCCAAAGGUGGUCUUGCCCGAAUGCCUCUCCACUGUCCCCAGGGCAUAUCCCUCCACACAUACCUUCCAUUCAUAAGGAGCCAUGGGAGUGUUUUCUAGAACAUUCCCACAUUCAGUAGGGUUGACAAGAGUUCCUUCUGUCCAGGUGUUAGGUCUGUGAAUCCUGGUUUACCACUGUGGGGUUUUCCUGAGCUUCUCCGGGCUGGGCAUGACCCCCCACACCAGCCCUGUGCGUCCACACUUGUCUUAGUCAUCCGGUGCAGCUAUAACAGAAAUACCACAAGUGGAUGGCUUCAACAAACACAAGUUUAU
Molecule: messenger RNA, 6018 nt
Organism: Loxodonta africana (African savanna elephant)
Lineage: Eukaryota; Metazoa; Chordata; Mammalia; Proboscidea; Elephantidae
Gene: SIN3B
Product: SIN3 transcription regulator family member B
Exons: 19
Coding region: 981-4313 (1110 amino acids)
Biological process (GO): negative regulation of transcription by RNA polymerase II
Cellular component (GO): chromatin; Sin3-type complex
Molecular function (GO): transcription corepressor activity
Source: RefSeq, a predicted model, not a curated record